GAGAGAAAAGUCAGCAAGAAUGGUGCUGUCAGAUGCCAACAGACAGGUAAUAGAAAGCCUGGGCAGGGAUCUAGCAGCAAAUGCUGAAGCUUUGGGUGCAGAUGCUUUAGCCAGGUUGUUUGAUGUUCAUCCUCAAACCAAGACAUACUUCCCGAAGUUCACUGGCUUCAAGUCCUCUGAUCAGCAAGUCAAAGAUCAUGGUCAUCAGGUAAUGAAAGCUGUGGCGAAAGCAGCGCAAAACUUGGACAACCUUCCUACACACAUGCGAGAACUUGCCAAGAAACAUGGUAAAGAACUUCUGGUGGAUCCUCAAAACUUCAACCUGUUCGCCGAUUGUAUUGCGGUCACCUUGGCCAUUUACUUGUCCUCGUUCCCCGCUGCAGCCCACUGUGCUGUUGACAAAUUUCUUGAGUUGCUUACACAUGAAUUGCGCUCCGACUACCGUUAA
Messenger RNA from Pristis pectinata (smalltooth sawfish), 448 nucleotides. RefSeq names its product hemoglobin subunit alpha-like. Gene Ontology annotation, cellular component: hemoglobin complex; blood microparticle; haptoglobin-hemoglobin complex. Gene Ontology annotation, biological process: hydrogen peroxide catabolic process; oxygen transport. The transcript is spliced from 3 exons. Lineage: Eukaryota; Metazoa; Chordata; Chondrichthyes; Rhinopristiformes; Pristidae. Gene Ontology annotation, molecular function: oxygen binding; organic acid binding; peroxidase activity. The record is from RefSeq and is a predicted model, not a curated record. The coding region runs from base 20 to 448 and encodes 142 amino acids.